This is a messenger RNA of Fonsecaea nubica, 2250 nucleotides long. RefSeq lists its product as hypothetical. Lineage: Eukaryota; Fungi; Ascomycota; Eurotiomycetes; Chaetothyriales; Herpotrichiellaceae. The record is from RefSeq and is a predicted model, not a curated record. Gene Ontology annotation, biological process: hydrogen peroxide catabolic process; response to oxidative stress. Gene Ontology annotation, molecular function: catalase activity; heme binding. Gene Ontology annotation, cellular component: cytosol. The coding region runs from base 1 to 2250 and encodes 749 amino acids. The transcript has 4 exons.
AUGGCCACUUCUGUCGCCAACACCGUUCGAAACAUUGGAAAUUCAGCCGCCGAGUCUGUCCAAAGUAUGGCUCAAAACAAGAAGAUCGCGGACCUGGAAAAGAACAAGAAGGAUCAGCAAGAUACCAAGCAGAACACGACCACUGAUUGGGGUGCCAAAGUUUCAGAUGUUGACCACUGGCUGAAGAUUGCCGAUGACAAGAGUGGCAGAAUUGGACCUUCGUUCCUUGAAGACCAGGUCGCCCGAGAACGCAUUCACCGCUUUGAUCAUGAGCGUAUCCCUGAGCGAGUGGUCCAUGCAAGAGGCGCGGCUGCUCACGGUCACUUCAAACUAUUCGAGAGUGCCGAAGAUGUCACCAGCGCUGGCGUAUUGACAGACACCUCGCGGACCACCCCCAUCUUUGUCCGGUUUUCCACAGUGCAAGGAAGCAGAGGCAGUGCAGACACUGUGCGUGACGUCAGAGGCUUUGCUGUCAAGUUCUACACGGAGGAGGGUAAUUGGGAUAUUGUGGCGAACGAUAUUCCAGUGUUUUUCAUCCAAGACGCCAUCAAGUUUCCGGAUCUCGUUCAUUCCCUUAAGCCAGAGCCGGAUAAUGAAGUCCCACAGGGCCAAACGGCCCACAAUAACUUUUGGGAUUUUGCAUUCUUACAUCAAGAGGCAACCCAUAUGUUCUGCUGGGCGAUGUCUGACAGAGGCAUACCCCGUUCUUACCGCAUGAUUCAGGGGUUCGGCGUCAACACCUUCGCUCUCAUCAAUGCCAAGGGGGAAAGAACAUAUUGCAAGUUCAUCUGGACCCCCGAGCUUGGCGUCCAUUCACUUGUUUGGGACGAGGCUCUGAAAUUGGCCGGUCAAGAUCCAGACUUUCAUCGCAAAGAUUUGUGGGAGGCUAUCGAAAACGGCGCAUAUCCGAAGUGGAAAUUCGGUCUGCAGUGCAUCAAGGACGGUGACCAAGAUAAGUUCGACUUUGACAUUCUCGAUGCGACAAAAUUAUGGCCCGAGGAGCAGGUCCCUAUCCGCUACAUUGGCGAACUUGAACUCAAUCGCAACGUCGAUGAAUACUUUGCCGAAACCGAACAGGUGGCUUUCUGCACCAGCCACAUCGUCCCUGGCAUUGACUUCAGUGAAGACCCUCUCCUCCAGGGUCGGAACUUUUCCUAUCAAGACACUCAAAUUACACGCUUAGGCGUGAACUGGGAAGAACUACCCAUCAAUCGCCCGGUCUGCCCGGUGCUGAACUUCAACCGAGAUGGGCAGCUCCGCCAUACCAUCACCAAGGGCAAAGCCAAUUACUGGCCCAACAGAUGGGAGGCCAACCCGCCAACGAACCAUAGCGGUUCAGGAGGGUUCGAAUCAUACCCCGCGCAAUACCCAGGCAUCAAGGCGCGCAAACUCACCGAGAAAUGGAAGGAUUAUCUCUCACAAGCGCAACUAUUUUUCAAUUCUAUGUCCGACAUUGAGAAGAAGCAUAUUAUCGAGGCCUUCUCCUUUGAGCUGGAUCACUGCGAUGACGAAAUAGUGUACGAGCGCCUAGUGACGCGCCUGGCAGAGAUUGAUUUAUCUCUGGCUCAGGCCGUGGCCAAGAAUUGUGGUGCAAAGACACCUGAGACACAGGUGGUUCCCAAUCACGGCAAAAAAGCCAAGGGUCUCAGUCAAUUUGACUACAUGCCCCAGGAGCCAACCAUUAAAGGCCGGCGUGUUGCCAUUUUGAUUGCGGACGGAUUUGACCUCAAGGCAUACGAGGCUAUGAAGGCGGCAGUUCUUGCGCAGAGCGCUGUGCCCUGGACGAUCGGGACAAAACGACAGCCUCUCGUCGCCUCAGAUGGUUCGUCGCAGGUAAAGCCCGACCACUUCCUCAACGGCCAGCGAUCUACCAUGUUCGACGCCUUGUUUAUCCCUGGUGGCGCUGAAUCCAUCAAUACACUAAAGGAAAUCGGUCUCGCGCGAUUCUGGGUCAAAGAAGCUUUUGGUCACCUGAAGGCCAUUGGCGCUGUGGGCGAGGGGGUGAAACUCGUCCAUGCCGCCCUGACCGAGGUCAAGAACGUGACUUUGUCUUCUGAAGUAAGCGACGGAGUGGUGGAUUGGUAUGGCGUUGUCACGGCUCAGAAAGCAGAUUCCGGGAGCAGCGUCAAGGAAAGUGUCAAGAUGUUGAAGGAGGCAAAGGACUUUACAAGCAAAUUCUUCUGGAAUAUCUCCCAGCAUCGGAAUUACCCACGAGAGUUGGAUGGUUAUGCCGAGCAGGUGUCCAUCUAG